This is a messenger RNA of Dendronephthya gigantea, 3091 nucleotides long. RefSeq names its product coiled-coil alpha-helical rod protein 1-like. The record is from RefSeq and is a predicted model, not a curated record. Lineage: Eukaryota; Metazoa; Cnidaria; Anthozoa; Malacalcyonacea; Nephtheidae. Gene Ontology annotation, biological process: cell differentiation; protein export from nucleus. The coding region runs from base 1015 to 3051 and encodes 678 amino acids. Gene Ontology annotation, cellular component: centriole. The transcript is spliced from 11 exons.
CGUGUUUGGAUACUUCAUGUUGUCCACGAUUUUCUAUUACGAAUUGAAUUACAGCUCGCGAGCAAGAAAGGAGGACUGGUGAGUAGUAAACAAACAUGGCGGGUUUCUCAAAUCCAAAAUUUCUUGCUCCUUCGCAUUUUACGAAACCAGACAAAGAUCCCGCAAGGAAAACAACAGCGGAUGGCACAAAACCUGUGCUUUUACCUCCGUCAACUUAUGAGAAGCAUGAAACUUUCCAUAAGGCUAAGAUCGGCAGCAAAGUACAGCCUGAACGAACCGAAAUAGUUGAACAAAAAGGUGAUCAUAAGCCGGCUUUAAAAAGCUUGCAAAAAACGGCAGAUCUCGCUGUGAACGAGGAGUUUUUAAACGAUGAAUUGCAAAAGGCGAAGCGCAAAAUUAGCGAGCUGCAACGGGAGAUUGUGAUUUUGCAGGAAGAAUCACAAGACAAGAAUGCACUUUCCGAAGUUGUUUGUCAACUUAAAAGGGACUUGAAAAGAUCAAGAGAGAAACUUAAUUUAACGGAGAAAGCUUGUUCGGGUAAAGGGCAAGAAUAUUUAGACAUGAGGUCUAAAUUGCAUGAGACAGAUAGAAAAUAUUCCAGUUUAAAGCAAAACUAUUCAAAGUUAGUUGAAGAUUUCAGGCGUUCUGCUGAGACAAACUGCUAUUUAAAACGGAAGAUUGAGACUAGAGAUUUGGAAUUUGAAUGUGUUGUUCGUGCUAAAGAACAAGAGAUCUGUGAGGCAGUUGCAAAACUGAAAGAGGUUUCUGCUGAGGGGAAUUUAAAAGCUGAUAUGCUCACACAAAUGGAAGGAAAGUGCAAAACGCUCAGUGAAGAAAAGAGACAGGCUACUGAUGAACAUGAUAGGAUCAUGAGGGAUAAGAUGAGAAUCGAAGAGGAGUUUAAGAGAUUACAAAUUGACAAAGACAGAAUGGAAGGAGAUUUGAGGAAAUCUGAAGAGGAGAAACGAUAAGUUUCAAAAUGAUUUUGAAAGGCUGUGUGUGGAUGUCAGCAAAAUGGAACAGCAAAGACAUGGGAUAGAACAGGAUAGAACAAGGCUGCAUGAGGAGAAAGUCAGGAUAAUGGAGGAUAUUGGGAGAAGUGAAGAGAACCUCAAAAAGAUUGAAGAAGGAUUUUUACAUGAGAAGAAAAAGUGUUCCACCUUGCAAGGUGAAUUACAAGAAAAAGAUAGUGUGAUAUCUGAUUUGAGAUCUUCUCUUUCGUUGAAUGAGGAGCAACUAAGCAGAGUGGAGAUAGAGUGCAAAGCUAAAGUGGAUGAGAUUGAAUACGAAUGCAAAAUGAAAGUGACACAACUAGAAAAUGAGAUGCAUUCAAAAGAUCAGAUUCUUUGCGAAAAAAGGAAAGAGUACCAAGAUAACCUGCUUCAAAAAGACGAAGAAGUCCGAAGUCUGUCGAAAACUGUCGAGCAACUUCGUUCGUACAUCGGAGAGAUUCGCCCGAGUCGAGAGGUUGAGAAACUGAGCGAAAACAACGAAGAGCUCACGAACAACUUACGAGCACUCACGGAGGAGAACAAUGUCUUGACGUCGACAAUGAAACUGCUGAACGUGAGGCUUGCGGCAAUUUCGGAAAUCGUCUCGAUUCAAGAAGCGGAACUGAGCAGGCACGGGGGUGUAGCGGGGUGUGUGAGGGAUAGGCAGGGUGUAUUGAGUACGUGGAGGGAAAAAGUGUUCGCACUCAUGGUGCAACUGCAGUCACAGAAAAUCGUCGAAAAUGAAACAAAACAAAAAGAGACUGCCAAGUUUGAAAGUUUAAAUGUCAAAUUUCAAGAGUCUGAACGAAGCAUUUCCAUUCUGAAUCACAAGCUCGCGGACCAGGAAGCUGCCGUUGAACUGGAAGUUAACAAACGCGUAAAACUGACAGAAGAAAAAGAGAAAUUUCUUGCGGAAAACGACGUGUUGAAGAAACGGCAAAAACAAUGGUCGACACAAAUUCAAGCUCUGCACAGGUCUACGAGAACAGUGGAGGCACUGGUAGCGACGACGUUGACAUGUCUAAACAAAGCCGUUGGCAGAGUAGCCUCGUUUGAUCAACGAUUAAAGUUCGCUUCCUCACGAAUUCUUUUUAUAUCAGAGUUUUUAUCUCACCGGGACUCACAACAGAAAUUAAAGACUUGUGAUGCCGUUAAUCAAGACAGCCAGACCAAUUCUGACGAGUUUCCUCGUGAGAAUGAAGAGCAUUUAAGAUCUGAAGUCCAAAAACUUCUGAAAGAGAGAACAGUGUUGUUGAACGAGACAAAGAAACACAACCAAACCUUGCAAGAAAAGACCUCCGCACUACAGGAACACUAUGAAACUAUGAUUGAGGAAAAAAAUAUUCAUAUUGAAAAGCUCCAAAUAUCAGAGUCUGAAAACAAACAAAGACUUUAUUCGUUGCAAGAGCAAGCGGACACCAAAUGCCAGGAACUUGAAGAAGCUGCGAAAACAAUCGAGGAGCUUAAACUGUCCUUGAGUAAAGAAAAAACUAUCUUAGAAGAAGAACACCGGAAAGCGAUGGGGGAAGAAAGACUCAAAAACGCCCAAGAUUUGGCCGUCUUGGAGAAGCAACUGAGCGAUGCUCGACGCGAGCAUACCAAAACUGUGGCCGCUUUGAGGAAUUCUGAGAGGCAAGCGAGCCGCGAGAAGCAGCAGGCUUCGAAUAUGGUCGCGAAUAUCGAGAAAGAAUAUGGAGAGAGGCUCGCGAGAGUUGAGAAGAGGUUGAAAGAUGUUGAGAAGGAAAGGAAUCUGCUGAUGGUCAGAAUACGAGAAGAUCGGAGUAAUGUUGUGAGAUCACGGCCCGUCUCCGGAAAAGACAACAGUGUCCCAAACGGUUAUGCCGUCAUGAAGAAACAAGAAAAAAGUUCCGAGGAAUCUGUUGCGAAGGGCAAAUCAGAGGCGAGCAUUAUGCAAGCCAAAGACGGCGUCGAGAGAGUUGAUACAAUUGAUGCUGUCGACGCUUUGACGGCCUUGAAAGAGAUCAAGGUAUUGUCGCAACAAAUUGUCAGACUGCAUGGAAAGAAUAACGAAGUGUCUGCUUCGGAUUCAGAAUUGUAAAUAAGAGAAAUAUUUCUUGAAAUAUCGAUUAUGAGAACGA